Candidula unifasciata is the source of this 1781-nucleotide messenger RNA. The record is from the annotation of a GenBank genome assembly. Lineage: Eukaryota; Metazoa; Mollusca; Gastropoda; Stylommatophora; Geomitridae.
AUAAUCCAAAUUCAGAAAUUAGAGGAGUGUUUAUUGAUGGAGUCUUCUCUGGAUCAUUAUUGUUUGAGGGACAGCUGUACGGAAUUGAGAAUGCAAAGCUUCAUAUCCCUGUGGACCAGACAGUGUCCAGAACGUAUGAGCAACAGAUGAUAGUUUACAGGUCAUCAGACAUGAAAUGGGACACUAGGCAAAAGCACAAUGGACGUGGGCCAAGUUUUUGUGGGAACACUCACGUGAAACAGAAAAAUAGCAAAUUCGGCAACCAACAUUUUGUAACAAAGAAUACUAACACAGGUAGGCAUAAACGGCACAAACGAGAAGGAAGCACACCUUUGUGGAACACCUGCCAGAUAAUCACAGUUGCCGAUUACAAAUUCUUCCGGGGUAUUGGAGACAGUGAUGUCUACAAAACUGCUUUACACAUGGCUAACGUGAUGGACCAUGUUGAUAAGAUCUACCGAAGUACAGAAUUUCACCCUGGGUCUCCAGUGCGAGGAUUGGGAUUUGAGAUUGCAGAGAUGGAUAUUUAUGAAGCUUCUACCUCAGGGUUUAACAAUGAAUCCCAAGCAUGGGAUCCUCUCAGUUUGUUGCAGGCAUUUAGUCGUAAUCUUGAUUAUAAGGAUUUCUGUGCUGCCCACCUGUUCACACAUCAGGCAUUUGAAGGCAAUGUCCUUGGCCUAGCGUACAUCGCUCCACCACGAGAAGGUGGAGUAGGAGGGAUUUGUUCACCAGUUGCUCGUAUCGAAAAUGCAUUGUGCAGUUUGAAUACAGGCUGGAGCAGCUCGCAGAACCAGAAUGGUGAACCUGUCCUCCAACAGCAGUCAGACUUGGUUACAGCACACGAACUUGGUCACAACUGGGGAGCUGAACAUGAUACAGACUCAGGCGAGUGCUCGCCAUCUUUUGGCAAAGGAAAGUUUUUAAUGUAUCCAUACUCUGUCAGCGGAUAUGACUCAAACAAUUAUUUAUUUUCUCCCUGUAGUAAAGAUCUCAUCAGUAGCGUCCUUGCUUUGAAGGGCAGCUCAUGUUUAGAACAAAAAUCUACGGAUGAAAACCAGAUAUGUGGUAAUGGGAAGUUGGAUCCUGGCGAGCAGUGUGACGCUGGUUUCAUGGGCCGUUUCAUGCUGGAUGAUUGUUGUGACAGCUUUUGUAAGCUCCUGGGUAAUGCUACAUGCAGCCCAGUGAAUCACGAGUGUUGCUUUGACUGUGCAGUCGCAACUGCAGGCACAACCUGCCGGUCAGAUAAUGAAAUUGACUGUUUCAAGACAGCUGUUUGCAAAUAUCCUUUCCUUCACCUGGAGUGCCAGGAGCCUGAACGGAAAGCUGACAGAGAAGCUUGUCUUGAUGAAGGACAGUGCUUUUCUGGGGAAUGCCUGCCAUUUUGUGAAGCCAGAGGUCUGAUAACAUGUGCCUGCGAAAAUCUGGCAUCAGCAUGCCAGCGUUGCUGUCGAGCCAACAAUGUUUCUGAGUGUCGGCAGUUUGACAACAAGCAUCCGUUACCUGAUGGGAGAUCCUGUAUUCAGGGCUACUGUCAAGGGGCUGUCUGUAGAUCUAGCACAGCUUCAACAAUUGAACGUCUCUUCGAUAUUUUAGAGGAUUUGCAUGUCGACAAUAUUGUGCAAUUUUUCCGCAACAACAUUGUGGGCUGUGUUAUAGUGUUCUCCCUUCUUCUCUGGAUUCCCAUAUGCAUCAUCAUUUCCUGUAAGGAUAGACAGAUAAGGAGACAGAUAGAUCGAAAUGAAAAUUUUGAAAUAAGGACGCUGAGCAUUACCAGUUUUUGA